AUGGAGGGUGUCAGGAGCAGCGCUGCGGCAGCACCGGAGCCCCGCUGGAGCAGAGGGCAAACAGCUAGAAACGAUGGCAGAAUGGAAGCCCUGAAAGUAGAAGUCGCAUUCAAAAAUCAGUAUUUCUUUACUAGGCCGGCAGGGCUGGGGACAUGGAGAAGGGACCCUUCUCGGUGGAGUGGCUGGCCCAGAGCAGCCUCGGCGGAGCCAGGGAGCUGCCCGAUAAAAACAUGGUUUCAGAAUCGUCGUAUGAAGUUCAAACGCCAGACUCAAGAUGCCAGGAUCGAAACUCUUUUCUCGGGCUUGUUUCUGCCCUAUCGUUACUCAGACACGGCCACAUCCAGCUAUCCUCAUGGGGUGGAUGUCAAUGUCUCUGCUACCGCUGCUCUUUCCCUUCACCCAGCUGUGCCAAACCCUGCCUUGUUACCUUCUGUUCCAGCUCAGUCUCUUCAGCCAGUUUUGCCAAGUCCAGCUUUACUAUUGCCUCCCGGGCCAGGAUUAUCUUGUUACUCUUCUGUGCUUCCAGCAGUGACUCUAACCACUGAAUUCAUAAAAGACUGAGGUUCCAACAAGAUCUUCCUUCGUGUUAAAAAUCAAAACGAUUAUGUGUAAUCCUAAAAAAAAGUACCAAACUUUUUAAGACUAACUAUUUAACUUAUUUUGUUAUAUUAAAUAUUCUUGGGAUUAUUUUCUUUAACAUAAAAAAGUUUGAUUAGAGGAGAAAAUAAUUUACCCAUAUUUGAGAAGUUAUACUGAGAGUGGAAGUGAAGGACAUGAAACCUCUCUUUAGUCUGACAGUCUUUACCGUGUUGUGUGGAAAUUUCUAUAUAAAUUUUCUUAUCUAAAAGUUUUCAGAAAAUAACCUCUAAUCGUGUGGAGAUCUCCACUAAAGAAGUAGAGUACUGUUUACACUGAAAUUUGUGUAGUAACUAUGUUACUUUAUAGGUAAUGCUGUCAAAAACUUUGUCCAUUCUACCUGAGUGGGGGGUUUUAAGGAAGGAUUUGUAAGCUACAGCCAAGCGCAUUUAAAUCAAAAUGUUAUUAAAGGUAAAAACGCUAUAAACAAAA
Cyanistes caeruleus (blue tit) is the source of this 1068-nucleotide messenger RNA. NCBI's taxonomy places the organism in Eukaryota, Metazoa, Chordata, Aves, Passeriformes, Paridae. The record is from RefSeq and is a predicted model, not a curated record.